Messenger RNA from Leishmania braziliensis MHOM/BR/75/M2904, 6720 nucleotides. RefSeq names its product putative DNA polymerase theta (helicase domain only). NCBI's taxonomy places the organism in Eukaryota, Euglenozoa, Kinetoplastea, Trypanosomatida, Trypanosomatidae. The record is from RefSeq and is a predicted model, not a curated record. Gene Ontology annotation, molecular function: nucleic acid binding; ATP binding. The coding region runs from base 1 to 6720 and encodes 2239 amino acids. The transcript has a single exon.
AUGCGGCGCAGCAUGAUGACCACACGGGGGUUUCACGCCCCACGGCCCAGCGGUAGCCACGAGCCACUAGCAGACAACACUGUCUCGUCAUCAAACUCAGCUGCCCCACCCCCACCAUCCGUAUCGACGUCUUGCAAGGCGUCAGCACGCGGUUCAGCUACAGCGGGGGUCUCCUCUUCUCCCCGGCGUAGGAGCAGUGAUGGCGGCAGGAAGACGUCUGCCACCACCGCUGCUACAGGUGACACUGCUGUUGGUCCUGUUAACACCACGAUCAGUCCGAAGGGCGGCUGCUUCUCAUCCCUCCAGGCGCCACGCGGACUGCUGAGCGGCCACUUCAGUGCUAAUCAUCGGCGGCGCAUAUCACGGCGAGAUGCUCAAGCUAUACCGCCUGCUAGUGCGAGCACCGCCGCAACCGCAGCGAGAGUCCCAGCAGAUACCACUACAGUAGUCACAGCAGCUGCAGAACACGCGGCCGUGCCCACGAGCAGAGAUGAUAGAGCCGCCACGCUUGGCAGUGGUGACACGUCUCUGCGGUGCAAGCGGCCUCGCUCACCCUUCCUCGACGACUCCGAUGUCGGUGGUACACACGACGGAGACGAAGCGACGAGCCCACGCAGCCGUGCGACUUCUACUCGAAGCAACAGCGUGGGAGACAAGAGCGACGACGCCACGUCGCUGGCACAGCUGCGCAUUUCACGGCUUCCUACUGCGCGGCGCUUUUCCACCUCGCACACCCCUCGGACCGUCUUCUACCCUCCCUCUUCAGAGCGGCCUGUGGAGUUCUUGCGGAGCUCACACGAUGCUGAUGGUGACGGCACCAUGGGUGCCCCUGAAUCUGUGCUGGAGCCGAGAGUGUCAAGUGCGCCCCUCGCUGCUGGCGUCCACGUGACCUCUGAGCACACAUUGCACGUACAUCCUUGGGGCUCAGAGACCGCUGUUCUAGGGGGGACUGGCGCGGGCGACGCACUCACACUGGCGCCGACCACGGGCACUCUGUGGGUCCCUGGGUCCAACCCAGCAGUGUGCGUGGACAGGGAGCAGUGCAGCAGCACCACCCCAGUGUCAGAGCACCCCAUGACUCCCUUGUCUGCAGUGAUGACCGCACCGAGAACAACGCCAUCGUCAACGCAGUCUGGAGAGCGCUUUUUGUCGGUAUUGCAGUGCCAGCGACGCAACGACGCCACGGCGCUCACCACCGUCCCUCCCUCGCUACCUUCACUGUCGCUGCCGUACCGAUCGUCAUGCUGCACCAGUGCAUCUCAGCUGGUCUCAUCGGCUCCGCCUGCCGUGCCGAGCAUAUCAAAGGCCGCACCAUCUGCUCCUCCAUCACUCUCCCUGCCACUGCUGCCCUGCGGCCCCACCUCUCCAUUGCCCGCGGUGCCGCAGCUCCGUGUGUGCAAUUUUGACGCACCGUCUUUCUCUUCCCCGCGUCUCGAGCGUGCCGUGCCGCUUCCAUCGCCGUCGUUUGUCGGCGGUACUCUGUCGCCUGCAAUCGGCUUGAUGCCGGGACAGGCGGGGACCUUUGCCGCUGCUGCAGCUGCUGGCGGAAGCGAGCAUCAGUCGCUGUUGUCUCUGGCACCGCCAGCCUCCGUGCUCGACAAGCUGACGUGUGUGCCACAGCAGCAGGAGCAACAAGCGCCGAUGAUCCCCUUUUAUGCACUCGCUGCUGCGGAGGAAGCCGAGAGAGAGGAGUGCGACGAGGUGCUUGAGCGUGAGAUGGUCGAGGAUCUGCGCAUGUCCACGGAUAUUGCCUUCACCCCGUCCGUCACCGGUAGUGGCGCCCCGCCGCUCUUUUCGCAGUCGUCCAUGAUCCAAGAGGAAGAGGAGCAAGCGACGGAGGAGGGCGGUGAGGCGGCGGUAUGUAUGAUGAGAGGCCGUGCUGUGGUGGCGGAGCGUGCAGACGACAAUAGCGGGCUACACUCUGGCUUAAUGUUAAGCGGCCAGGAGGGAGACGCAUGCCCUGUCUUCCGUUCCCAAGACGAUGCAGCUGGGCAGCUGAUCGCUGGGUCACCGUUGUCUCCGCGCCCUGUAGUUACAGGAACGUUCGACCAACAUGCAUUGCUCAGCUGUGGCGGCUGCGGCGGUGGCACUUCUGCAACUGAUUUGAGUGGCGUGACCCCACUGAGCUCGUCGGCAGGGAUGUUCAGUCCCUUCACCGGCCCGCCGUCUGCGCUGUCGACGUGGCCGAUUCGUGAGGCCACACCGCCACGUUUUCCAGCGGUGUCUGCGUCUGGCGCAGGACUGCUGCCGCUCAGCGCUGCGGCUUCUGGCGGGAGUGGAGACCUGGGCGUUGAGGGGUUGGGACGUGGACGUCAUCGCACGAUGUUUUCGUUUAGCUCGCUGCGUGCUGGCACCGCAGCUGCUUCACCACUACCCGGUCCCCUUGCUGUGCCGCCGGCAUGCUUGCUGCAAUCACCAGUAGAGACGGCAGCGGAUGGACUGCGUGCGAACUCUCGAGAUGUCGUCGUCCCUGCGGCUGAGCGUGCUACACCAGCAGUCCGCUUGCCGUCCUCGGAAGCCUGUACUACAGCGCAACCACCUGAUCAGCGGCUGCCGCUGACGUUGGAGGCGGCGCGUGUGAGCACUCCGCGCGAUUCUCUGCCGCUGCUGGUGGUCUGUGCAGGUGCAAAGGGCGAGGAGUGCAUUGCUCAGGGUGCUUCCCCUACAGGGAUUGUGGCACCAACCUCGACGCCGCUUCCGUGGAGCGACACGCUGGCCCCUGCGACUGGAUUCCCGACUCUAUCGUCGUCUUGCAGCACGGUGCCUCCCCUCUCCGACUCGUACGCCGCUGCACUGCCGUGCCUUGCCGCUGCUUCCGGCAGCAGUAGCGCCACUGCUUUGCCGGCACGCCCUGGCCGCACGUGUUUCACGCUGCACUCCGUUGAGUCAGUGACAGCGACAUCUUCUUUCUCUGCCACCGCCACCGCAGUAGCAAAGCCAACGACUGCGGCAGCGGUCGCGUUUACUGGCGCGGUGCCACCAGGGCACACAGAGGCGGCCUAUCUACCAAGCGUGAGCUGUUCCACCGGGAGCUACUCUGCCGAGCUGCAGCAGCUGCCGAGACGCUGUUCUGUGCCACCGCGGGGAACAGCGGUACUGGCGGACUCUGCGGAGGGUGCGACUGACGCGACACCAAGCGGUGCGACAAGAGUGCUCAGCUCUAUGGAGAGCAGUGAUACAACUGUGUGUGCUCAGAAGUCUGUUACUAAGGCACAUCCGAUGUUGCUUCGGCCAAUGGACUCAGUGCCCGCAACGGUGGCUGUGCACCGCACGCCGUCAGCUUCCACAAGUGAGGAGGCAAUGGGGAAUCGAGGAAAUUUCACGCUUCAGCAGUCACAACUACCGCUGCCAACGGCCGCGGUGACGGAGCGGCAGCAGCUGUGGUCGUCGUACAACAACAACCACCCUCCCGCCUCGUUCACCGUCACUACUGUGUCACCGUUCGUGGAUCGCAUGAACGCUGAAGUACCCAGUGCGAUGGCGCCUCAGUCCGCAGAGGCACCGACGGUACACGACGAGACAGCGCAGUCCCACCUAAGAGAGAGUAAGGGGAUGCUGUUUUCCUCGCCCCUUUCGCCAUCGCAACUGCCUUCGCUUUCCCUCCCGCGACCCACCGCCGCCGCAGACGACCCGGCGGAGCUCUUCUACGAUUUACCACGUGAGGUGGGCCACUUCUACGCAACGCGGCGCAGCAUCACAUCGCUGUACGACUGGCAGCACGACUUGCUCACACUCCCCGAAGUUCGGCAGGGCGGCAGCUUUGUCUACAGUCUCCCCACCAGCGGUGGCAAGUCACUGGUCGCCGAGCUGAGCCUCCUGCGGUGUGUGCUGAACCGCCGCAAGUCGUGCUUUCUCGUCCUGCCCUUUGUAUCACUGGCGGAGGAGAAGACGAUGGCGCUGCAGCCACUGACGGCUGCAUUCGACUUCAACGUGGAUGGCCACUACGGCAGCUCCGGUCGCUUUCCGCUUUGCCAGGCCCCUGCCAUUUACGUCUGCACGAUCGAAAAGGCAAACUCGUUGCUGAAUCACAUGCUCGAGGAAGGCCGUACAGAGGAGAUUGGGGCAGUGGUGGUGGACGAGCUGCACAUGGUCGGCGAGCCUCGGCGAGGCGGGACACUGGAGCUGUUUCUUUCCAAGGUGCUCGUGAUCAACGCGAUGCGGCAGCGGCAGCGUGACUUCGUGGCUGCACCAGCGUCGCAGGGGCGUCAGAGUGCGUGCGAUACGGCGCCAGGUCGGCCGGAAGAGUUGGAAGGCGUCGAGGAGAACUUGCAUGAGACGGCGGUCCUGACGGGCAUAUCGAGGGCGGCUGUAGAUCCCGGCCCUCUGCAGAUCAUUGGCAUGAGCGCCACAGUCCCCAACCUCCGCACCAUUGCUGAGUGGCUCCGUGCGGUGUGUUUUGAGUGCAACUUCCGCCCCGUGCCGCUGCGCGCCUACAGCGUCGUUUGCGGCCUCGUGCUACGCGAUGGUCAUCACAACGAGCGCAACCUCAGCGGCAGCUCCACCACGCAACAUCUUCUGGAGCUCGCGACGGAGGUGCCGGAUGCGUCGGUCCUGAUUUUCUGCGCAAGUCGUCAGCAGUGCGUUGACACUGCGAGGGGCAUCGUCAACUACCUCAAGGCUCAGGCCAUUGCCAGCCAAAAGAUGCCGUCCGCGGUGAUGGCAGGUUGUAGCGAUGUGACGGUGGAGGCACAACACGUCUCUGCUCUCGGCGUACCUUUCUCAAGCUUAAUGAAAGGACAGGCCCCAGCGGCUGCGGUGGCAGCGGUGCCGCCUCAGGCCUCGCCUGCGAUCAAAAGCCUCCUUGCGGACCUCGAGGCCCUCACGCACUACGAAGCCUCACAGCUCAGCGAGGUGAUUCCCUUCGGGGUGGCGUUUCACCACGGCGGUCUCCUUGCCGAGGAGCGUGACCUCAUCGAGACGGCGUUCCGCCGCAAUCAUAUCCGCAUCCUGUGCUGCACCUCUACGCUGGCGGCUGGUGUGAACCUGCCUGCGAGGCGGGUGAUCAUCAAAACACCGUACGUUGGCCGCGAGUUUCUCACGAAGUCGCGCUACCUGCAGAUGUGCGGUCGUGCCGGUCGAGCUGGGUCGAACACGUACGGUGAGUCGUUCCUGCUGCUGAGUAGUCGUGAUCAGGCGCGCGGCCACGCUCUCAUGCACGCCUGCGUGGAGCCAUGCUGCAGCCAGCUCCUGGAAGACAACCAAACGUUCACCCGCUCGCUGCUUGAGUGCGUUGGAGUCGGGCUGGUGGUGGACCGUCAAAGCGCCUGCCAGUGGAGUGAGUCACUGCUGAGCAGGUGGGCGGUGGGGCCGGUGGACACGGUGUGGCAGCCGUUCAUCGCUGCAGCUGCCACCUCAUCUGCGUCCGCGAGCUCUAAAGGCGCCUCUCCCACAGCGGCCGCGAAUGGCAUGCGCGGAAGUGCCGCUGAUCUUUUCCACGCUUCACAACUUGUCUAUGACGAUGACAAUGUUGCUGCACAGAGCUCAGAGGGCAGCCGGUCGGCGCCUGCGCCUCCUGCCCCACUCCCCUCCCAGUCCGCCUCGCCAUCUCUUCCGUCUCUGCCGUGCGUGCCGCCGGCUGCCAUGAACGCGAUGGUACGCGCCUCGCUAGCCACACUUGCACGUUGCGGCUUCAUCCGCAUCGUUGAUGCACGCAGCGACAGCAGCAGCGGCAGCGGCAACGACAUCCGCUCAGUCACCGACACUCGCGCGGAUGGCAGUGGCAGUACUGCUACUGGUGCGGCAGCUGAAAAGACCAGCGGUUCCGCAUCGAGUGCCGCUCUCGAGGCGUUGCUGAGCCGCGUAUUCGACGACAGCCAUGCAGAUGCUUCAGCAGAGACGCACAACGCCUGCCACGUGCAGGUGCUUGUGACACCGUUCGGUAGCUCAUCUGUUCGCUCAUGCUUUAGUAUAGAGGAAGCUCUGCUGCUGCGCGACGAGCUAGACGAGUUAUGCCACACCGGUCUCAUCCUCUCUGACGACCUGCACCUUUGCUACUUCCUCACGCCUCUGCGGGAGGUGGGGAAGUGCGACUGGGAGUUACUGCGGCUCAUGAUGUCCCGCAUGAGUGACAGUCGUCAGCGCAUUGCGAGCCUGCUCGGGGUCGAUGCCUUCUUUGUCGACCAGCAAGCGAUGGGCCUUGGCGGUCCACUGGAGGCCACCGACGAGGGUCGACGGCGCCUUUUCACGGCAAAGCGGUUCUACGUGGCGCUGAUGCUGGCGGAUGUGCUGGCUGAGGUGCCAAUGGCAACGGUAGAGCAGCGGUAUGAUGUGAGCCGCGGGCAGCUACAGAACCUGAUGCGCUCCGCUUCGAUGUUCAGCAGCUCCAUCACGAGUUUUUGCCAUGCGAUGGAGUGGUUUUCACUGGAGGCGGUGCUCUCGUCUUUUGUCAAGCGACUUGGCUUCGGUGUGAAGCCGGACUUGCUGCCGCUGAUGGAGGUACGUGGGAUGCAGCCACCACGGGCGAGGGCGCUGUGGAACGCCGGCUUCAAGAGGCUCGCUACAAUUGCGGCGGCCGACGCGGAGGACAUGGUGUCAAAGGUGAAGGCGAUGAACCCAAAGGACAGCAAGACGGCGAAAUUUUUUACGAAGCGCUCGGCGUUGAUGACUAUUAGGGAAGCGAACCUCGCCUUGCAGUCGCAAAUCCAAGAGAAGAAGGGCGAGCUGCAGGAGCUGGCGGUUCGUUGGGGCGGUGGCGGAGUUGGCCUUCGUGGUGUGCGCUGA